Pieris rapae (cabbage white) is the source of this 2324-nucleotide messenger RNA. RefSeq lists its product as uncharacterized. The transcript is spliced from 11 exons. The record is from RefSeq and is a predicted model, not a curated record. Lineage: Eukaryota; Metazoa; Arthropoda; Insecta; Lepidoptera; Pieridae. Bases 78 to 2168 code for a protein of 696 amino acids.
AGACGUUUGAAACAUCGUGGUAUCUUCUGUGGGUGGUCCCAGCACCGCUCACUUAGACCUGAGCUUCAGUUAGCGCCAUGUGGACAGUCAGGACAUUUGUCGUGCUGUGCUUAGUUGCAUCGGUCCUAAGUGACGACCGAAGCGCCUUCGCUAGCGCCCAGGCUUCGGCGCUCGCGCAGGCCAACGCUGGUGGUAUCUUCGGCGGCGUGGACAAAAUAUGGACAAAAUGCCUUUACGAGGGCCAGAUGUACUACGACUACAAUCUGGGUGGUGGAUGUUUGGUGUGCGCAUGUUUCCUUACCAACGGAUACCUCUCACCCAAGUGUCGCUCGUGUAAUGGAUGUGGAUACGAACCACAACCCGAGCCGAGCCCAGUUCCAGAUGUUCCACCAACUCCACCAUUCAACCCAUGUCCACCGCCAAUUGUCAUUCCGGGACCACCAAGGCCAUACCCUGUGCCUGUACCAAUUCCCGGAAAACCAAUCCUCAUUCGCGUGCCAGUACCGGUACCAUCCCCACCAAUCUACUUGCCGGGACCACCCAGACCUUACCCUGUGGCAAAGCCCGUGCCCGUCCCAUACCCAGUUAACCGACCCUACCCAGUUCCUUCCCCACCCAGAAUCAUCACUGUACCUGUACCCAUUCCUCGUCCUUAUCCAGUACCAGGACCAGAAAGGGACGUUCCCAUACCAGUGCCUGUACCUUCUCCACCUGUGCGUAUUCCGGUCCCAGUUCCAGGACCUCCAAGGCCCGUGCCUGUCCCAGUACCAUCUCCUCCAGUACCUAUACCAGUCCCUGUGGAGGUUGAACGAUUCAUUCCAGUGCCAGGCAAAGACCGAUUAGUUCCUGUUCCCUUACCUAUCACUCAUAACAAGUACUACCCAGUUCCCAUUGUCGUCUAUGUUGCUCCCCUGUGCCGAGGACACGCUCCAUUUGUACCAUUCCGAGUUCCUGGAGAUGUUUGCCAAAUUCAUACUUGCAAGAUUAAAUACAACUAUGUAUACCUAGAUACUCAGAAAGAUCCGGACUGUGAUAUUACCCCAUAUCAACCAUUCGGACCGAUAUACGGAGGUUCUUCAGCAUCAGCCAUCGCUAAUGCUAAAGCUAACUCUUGGGGAGGCUCAAGCGCUCAUGCAGAUGCAGAAGCUAACGCCAAUGCUUUAUCCGGAGAUUUUGGUCCCUUGGGUGGACUCGGUGGUUUUGCGAACGCUGAUGCCAGUGCCGAAGCCAACGCAAAUGCUUAUGGACUAGCACCUUUUGGUGGUUUAAACGGACUAGACGGUCUCGGUUUCUCGAGUGCACAAGCAAAUGCUCAAGCUAAAGCUAACGCAGGUGGUUUGUUAGGUAAUUUAGGAGGGCUCGGAGGUUUAGGCGGCUUAGGAGGGUUAGGAGGUUUGGGAGGACUAGAUUUCGACUCGAUACGUGGUGGUUUGUCAAACGCUCAAGCUAAUGCCCAAGCUAACGCCCAAGCCAAUGCUAAUGCAUAUGCUGGAGGAUUAAGUGGGCUAGGAGGUUUAGGUGGGCUGGGAGGUUUAGGUGGGCUGGGAGGUGGAUAUUCUAGUGCCGAAGCCAACGCUGAAGCCAAUGCUAAUGCAUAUGCUGGAGGAUUAAGUGGGCUAGGAGGUGUAGGUGGGCUGGGAGGUUUAGGUGGGCUGGGAGGUGUAGGUGGACUAGGAGGUUUGGGUAGUAGUUAUGCCAAUGCUCAAGCCGAAGCUAAUGCUAAUGCAUUCAGCGGAAGUUGGGGAGGACUAGGAGGUGGAUUUUCUAGUGCCCAAGCUAACGCAGAAGCUAACGCUAAUGCUAAUGCAUUUGGUGGAGGAUUCAGUGGGCUUGGAGGUUUAGGUGGACUAGGAGGUUUGGGUAGUAGUUUUUCCAAUGCUCAAGCUAACGCCCAAGCUAAUGCCGAAGCCAAUGCAUUCAGUGGAGGCUUUGGAGGGCUUGGUGGAAGUUGGGCAAAUGCCGAAGCUAAUGCUAAUGCGAAUGCUAACGCUAACGCAGGCGGUUUGUUAGGUGGUUUAGGAGGGUUUGGCGGUUUAGGAGGUUUAGGAGGGUUAGGAGGCUGGGGUGGUGCCAAUGCUUAUGCCAAUGCUGAAGCCUUAGCAAACGCUAACGCUGGUGGAUUCGGCGGUGCCAAAACAUGGGGAAAAACUGCACCAACAGAAGAAUGAAGAGUUUUCAAAAAAUAAGAUACAAAAGCUAGUGAUCUCCACAUAAUGACCCUGCACGAACAUGGAUAAUGAUAUACUUUUAGUUUAUUGAGCAUAAUAUAAAAGGACAAAUUGUACGCUCCAUACUCAAAAAUAAUAAAGUGGGAUGAAAUUUAA